AUGAGCAAACCUAUUAAAGAUUUGGCCGCUGAUGCUUACAUUGAUGAAUCAGUGACUUUUGAAUCCUUCCAGCUCGACGCAAGGUUGUUGCAGGCCGUUAAACGUGCAGGGCUUCACCAUCCUACAUUGGUCCAAUCGCAUGCUAUUCCGUUAGCACUUCAGCAGAAAAGAGAUAUUAUUGCUAAAGCCGCAACUGGUUCCGGUAAGACAUUGGCCUACUUGGUCCCGGUUAUUCAAACGAUAUUGAACUACAAAGCGAAUGCUCCAAAUGAGGCGGAUGAGGGGUCCAGCACGUUAGGUAUUAUUCUGGUGCCAACUAGGGAAUUGGCUCAGCAAGUUACUGCAGUACUAGAGAAGAUGAUUUUGUUUUGUUCCAAGGAUAUAAAGACUUUGAACGUUUCCUCUGAUCUGUCUGCUUCGGUGAUGACGGCGCUACUUUUGGAGAAACCAGAAAUCAUUGUAGCAACUCCAGGUAAGCUGACUAACUUGUUAGACACCAAGAUAAAUUAUAUUUCACUGGAUAACCUAAAAUUUUUUGUCAUUGAUGAAGCCGAUUUGGUUUUAACCUUCGGGUAUCAGGACGAUUUAAAUAAGAUUGCCGAAUACUUACCCCUGAAGAAAAAUCUUCAGACUUUUUUGAUGAGUGCUACUUUGAAUGACGAUAUCAACGAAUUGAAGACUAAAUUUUGCCGAGCUCCUGCCAUUUUAAAGUUUAAUGACGACAACAUUAACAAAGACCAGACGAAAUUGGUUCAGUACUACGUUAAAACUAAUGAAUUUGACAAGUUUUUAUUAUGUUAUGUCAUUUUCAAGCUGAACCUGAUCAAAGGUAAAACGUUGAUCUUUGUUAACAACAUAGAUAGAGGGUACCGACUAAAGCUAGUAAUGGAACAAUUCGGCAUCAAAUCUUGUAUUUUGAACAGUGAAUUACCAUCCAACUCCAGACAACAUAUCGUCGAUCAGUUCAACAAAAACUUGUACAGUCUUCUGAUAGCCACAGAUGAUACAGAUUUCCUGAAGGAAGGAGAUGAGGGUGAAGAACAAGAAAGUGUAGAGGAACAAACGGACAAUCAAGAGACAAAGGAUACAGAGGAGCCCAAUAAGGAGCAAAAUACCAAGAAAAGAAACCACACUGAGGUUAAGCAAGAUAAAGAGUACGGUGUUUCCCGUGGUGUUGAUUUCAAGAAUGUUGCCUGUGUGUUAAAUUUUGAUCUACCGACGACGGCUAAGUCAUACGUUCACAGAAUUGGUAGAACCGCGCGUGCGGGUAGAUCCGGGACGGCUAUCUCAUUUGUAGUUCCACUAAAGGAUUUUGGUAAACACAAGCCAUCGAUGUGCCCUACAGCCAAGAGAGACGAAAAAAUAUUUUCCAGGAUUCUGAAGCAGCAAAGUAAGCUUGGUCUGGAGUUGCAGCCAUACUCGUUCGACCCUAAACAAAUUGAGGGUUUCCGUUAUAGAAUGGAGGAUGGUUUCCGUGCUGUGACCCAAGUUGCUGUCAGAGAGGCUAGAAUUAAGGAGUUGAGACAGGAGUUACUUGCCAGUGAGAAGUUAAAAAGACAUUUUGAGGAGAACCCAAAGGAGUUGCAGAGUUUAAGGCACGAUAAGGAAUUGCAUCCUGCUAGAGUGCAGCAGCAUUUGAAGAGAGUCCCUGAGUAUUUGCUACCAGAUGCCGCGAAGCAAGGUGGGAAGAAACCAAGGUUUGUUCCCUUUCACAAUCCGAAGAAAACUCGCCAUAAUAAGGGUAAAGUUGGUAAACGGAGAACCGCUAAAGCUGACCCAUUGAAAAACUUCAAAUGA
This is a messenger RNA of Huiozyma naganishii CBS 8797, 1797 nucleotides long. RefSeq names its product ATP-dependent DNA/RNA helicase (gene DBP9). The record is from RefSeq and is a predicted model, not a curated record. The transcript has a single exon. Bases 1 to 1797 code for a protein of 598 amino acids. Gene Ontology annotation, molecular function: RNA helicase activity; ATP binding; nucleic acid binding. Gene Ontology annotation, cellular component: nucleolus. NCBI's taxonomy places the organism in Eukaryota, Fungi, Ascomycota, Saccharomycetes, Saccharomycetales, Saccharomycetaceae.